GAACCAGUCAAUCUCCCUAUACAGCAGCCCAGGAGCAGGAUACCUCUGCAGCAACAGCAGCAGCAACAGCAGCAGCAACAGCAGCAGCAGCAGCAAAGGCGGCAGCAGCAACACCGGCAGCAGCAACACCGGCAGCAGCAACACCGGCAGCAGCAACAGCGGCAGCAGCAACAGCGGCAGCAGCUACGACAGCAGCAGCAGGCACGCAGGUGGAGACAACUGCCGCAGUCGCUACAGAAAGAGCUGCAGCGGGAAGCCUUCCGCUAGCAGCAGCAGCAGCACCUGCAGUGGCAGCAGGGUCAGUGAGUGUGAGAAGGCCUGCAGGAGCAUUGUCAAAACCUCCAACAGUAACUGCCGAAUUGCAAACGCAGUCAGCAGGACUGGGAGCAGCAGCAGCAGCAGCAGCGACAGCUACCGGUUGCCCAUUGCCUGCAGCAUUACCCUUCGUACCUGCGGCAGCACCAGCAGCAGCGUCACCCGCCUUGGCUCCAGCAGCAGCAUCCCGCUCCGCUACGGCAGCAGCGGGCGUGGAGGGGAAGCGAGGAAGAAUAGAAGAGAUGGCAGCAGAGGACACUUGUACAGUACCAAGAGGCGCUUCCUUAGCCAUCAUAUAAGGAGCAGCAGAACCGAAAAUAGCAGCCGCAGCAGUGGCAGCAGCAGCAUCAGCAGCACCAGCGGUACAGGCAGCACCAGCAGCGGUACCGGCAGCGCCAGCAGUAGCGACAGCACCAGCAGUAGCAGCAGCACCAGCAGUAGCAGCGACGUCGGAACAAAACCUAGACGAUUACCCACCAGCAUCGUCACCAGGAGCACCUCCAGCAGCAGAAGCAACUCUCUAUGGAGCAGCACUAGCCGUGAGAAAGGGUUACUCGACUGCAGCAGGAGUACCGACAGCAGCACCUACAGUAGUAGCAGCGGCAGCAGAUAUGGGGACAAGUGCGGCGACAGCAACGUGUGGCUGCUGCUCUCGGAAGAGGCUCCACGGCAACCGCUCGCAGAAAGCAGAGGCAACGUAUGUAGUGUAAGUAAGGCAGACUUAGCGGGCAGCGCAAUCGGUUCGCUUCUGGUUUUUCAAUGA
Molecule: messenger RNA, 1078 nt
Organism: Rangifer tarandus platyrhynchus (Svalbard reindeer)
Lineage: Eukaryota; Metazoa; Chordata; Mammalia; Artiodactyla; Cervidae
Source: the annotation of a GenBank genome assembly